Fraxinus pennsylvanica is the source of this 2064-nucleotide messenger RNA. Lineage: Eukaryota; Viridiplantae; Streptophyta; Magnoliopsida; Lamiales; Oleaceae. The record is from the annotation of a GenBank genome assembly.
AUGGCUUCUGGUAGUGUAUCAAAGUCUCCAUCCUCGGACAAGAAGAAGAAAGUGAAGAAGGUUUCCAUUGACGGUCCGGAGAUUGAGGAAUUUAUUGAGCAAAAGAGCAAAAAAGAGAAGAAGACAAAAAUACCCUCUGAUGAUUCGAAUAUUAAGAAAAAAGAAAAGAGGAAGCGAAAGGAUACGGAGAUUGACAAUGUGGAAGAGGAGAGGAGCGAGACUAGCUCGGAGAUGGGCGAGCCGAUGAAUAUGAAUAAGAAAAAGAUGAAGCUUGGUGAUGAGGAAAACAAAAACGAGGAGGAAGAGAAUCCGAAUGCCGUCUCGAAUUUCCGGAUAUCAAAGCCGUUGAGGGAGGCCUUGAAGGCUAAGGGGAUCGAAUCUCUGUUCCCAAUACAGGCCAUGACUUUUGAUACCGUCCUUGAUGGGGUGGAUUUGGUUGGUAGGGCUCGUACUGGUCAGGGAAAAACAUUGGCCUUUGUGUUACCCAUAUUGGAGUCGUUGACUAAUGGACCCACAAAAGCUUCAAGAAAGACAGGAUAUGGGAGGACACCCAGUGUUCUUGUGCUUUUACCCACUAGAGAAUUGGCCACUCAGGUGUUUUCUGACUUUGAAUUCUAUGGUGGAGCAUUGGGGUUGACAUCGUGUUGCCUAUACGGGGGGUCUCCUUAUCAGCCGCAGCAUGUUCAAUUGAAAAGGGGUGUUGACGUAGUAAUUGGCACUCCUGGCCGCAUUAAGGAUCACAUAGAGAGGGGGAAUAUUGACUUUAGCUCACUGAAGUUCCGUGUACUUGAUGAGGCUGAUGAGAUGUUGAGGAUGGGUUUUGUUGAAGAUGUUGAACUAAUUCUAGGCAAGGUAGAGGAUGCGAGCAAAGUUCAAACACUUCUCUUUAGUGCCACUUUGCCAGAAUGGGUGAAGAAUAUUGCGUCUAGGUUUCUGAAAAGGGAUAAGAAAACUGCUGAUCUUGUUGGCAAUGAGAAAAUGAAGGCUAGUACCAGUGUGAGGCAUAUUGUUCUUCCUUGCUCCACUGCUGCCAGAUCUCAACUUAUUCCCGACAUCAUUCGCUGCUAUAGUAGUGGUGGCCGCUCUAUUAUUUUCACUGAGACAAAGGAUUCCGCUUCUACACUUGCUGGAGUGUUGCCCGGAGCACGGGCUUUGCAUGGGGACAUACAACAGGCUACGCGUGAGGUAACACUUGCUGGAUUCAGGUCAGGAAAAUUUUUAACACUUGUGGCCACAAAUGUGGCAGCACGUGGAUUGGAUAUUGAUGAUGUCCAGUUGAUUAUUCAGUGCGAGCCACCACGUGAUGUAGAGGCAUAUAUACAUCGGUCUGGACGAACUGGGAGAGCGGGGAAAACUGGUGUUGCUGUAAUGCUUUAUGAUCCAAGAAAGUCAAAUUUUUCUCGGAUAGAAAGAGAAUCUGGCAUGAAGUUUGAGCACAUAUCUGCUCCACAGCCUGCUGAUAUAGCUAAAGCUGCUGGAGCAGAAGCAGCUGAAAAAAUUAAUGAGAUCUCUGAUAGUGUCAUUCCGGUCUUCAAGGCUGCUGCUGAAGAACUCCUGAACACAUCUACUUUAUCACCAACUGAACUACUUGCAAAAGCACUUGCUAAGGCUGCUGGCUAUAGUGAAAUAAGGAGUCGAUCACUUCUCAGUUCAAUGGAAAACUCUGUUACAGUUCUCCUUCAGUGCGAAAAGCCCAUCUACACACCAUCCUUUGCUUAUGGGAUUUUGCGGAGGUUUUUACCUGAAGAGAAGGUCGAGUCCAUUAAGGGUCUUGCUUUAACAGCUGAUGGAAAGGGCGCAGUUUUUGAUGUCACCACUGAAGACUUGGACACAUUCCUUACAGGCCAGGAAAAUGCUGCUGGCAUAAGCUUAGAGGUAGUGAAAACAUUACCGCCUUUGCAAGAGAGAGAGUCAAGAGGUGGACGAUUUGGAGGUGGACGUGGUGGCUUUUCUGAUAGGAGAGAUGGUAGGUUCGGUGGAGGCAGAGGAGGCAGAGGUGGGUUUUCUGAUAGGCGAAAUGAUCGAUUUUCCGGAGCUCCUAGAGGAAGAGGUCGCAAUUGGUGA